This is a messenger RNA of Poecilia latipinna (sailfin molly), 732 nucleotides long. Its product is annotated as tetraspanin-9-like. Lineage: Eukaryota; Metazoa; Chordata; Actinopteri; Cyprinodontiformes; Poeciliidae. Gene Ontology annotation, cellular component: plasma membrane. The annotation marks the transcript as partial. The transcript has 6 exons. The record is from RefSeq and is a predicted model, not a curated record.
UUUCCCUCUUUCAAACAGUUCUUCAUCGUUCUGUUGAUCAUCCUUUUGGCUGAACUGAUCCUCCUCAUCCUCUUUUUUGUCUACAUAGAAGAGGUGAGGGAAAAUGCCAGACAGGACCUUAAAGAGGGGCUGGUGCUGUACAACACAGAGAACAAUGCUGGCCUCAGGGAUGCGUGGAACACCAUACAGAGAGAGUGGGAGUGCUGCGGCGUGACUAAGGCGGACGACUGGUCCAGCAUCAUGCAGGAGAACGUCGUUCCAGACAGCUGCUGCCAGCAGCGUCACCUGAACUGUGGCCGCAACGCAUCAAACGCCUUCUGGAUGGAAGGUUGCUAUGAUAAGGCUGAGCAGUGGGUGGAUGCCAACAAACACCUGCUGGGAACCAUUGCCAUGUGUGUGUUGGUCAUACAGCUGCUGGGCAUGGCAUUCUCCAUGACGCUUUACCAACAGAUCCACCGAGCCGGAAAGAAAUACGAAGCUUAACGGGAUCCAGAUCACCUCUGGUACUUAAACUGUCAUAGUCUAGAACAGUUAGAAAGGCAGUUCACAUGUUUGCCACUGUUAUUACUUUUACUUAAUCUAUGCACUCACAUAUUCUGUUUUAACAACAUCUAAAAUAGUUUUUUAUUCCUUGUUUUUAAAUAAGCCUCUACUGAAAAUCAGGUUUAUAUCCCUGCCUGUGGAAAGUGAUUAUCAACUAAAAUGUUCAAUAAAGGCUGAUAUUGAUCACCA